AGCCUCAGCUGCUGCUGCCCCGGUCCUCAGCGCCAGAGCCCACCAGCCAGCAUGUCCUCUGCUCACUUCAACCGAGGCCCUGCCUAUGGGCUGUCCGCCGAGGUCAAGAACAAGCUGGCCCAGAAAUACGACAACCAGCAGGAGCAGGAACUGCGAGAAUGGAUCGAGGGGGUGACAGGGCGCCGCAUCGGCAACAACUUCAUGGACGGCCUCAAAGAUGGCAUCAUUCUUUGCGAGUUUAUCAAUAAGCUCCAGCCAGGCUCUGUGAAGAAGAUAAAUGAGUCGACUCAGAAUUGGCACCAGCUGGAGAACAUCGGCAACUUCAUCAAAGCCAUCACCAAGUACGGGGUGAAGCCCCAUGACAUCUUUGAGGCCAACGAUCUGUUUGAAAACACCAACCACACCCAGGUGCAGUCCACACUCCUGGCCCUGGCCAGCAUGGCCAAGACGAAAGGAAACAAGGUGAACGUGGGGGUGAAGUACGCAGAGAAGCAGGAGCGGAAAUUUGAGCCAGAGAAGCUAAGAGAAGGGCGGAACAUCAUCGGGCUGCAGAUGGGCACCAACAAGUUUGCCAGCCAGCAGGGCAUGACAGCCUAUGGCACCCGGCGCCACCUCUACGACCCCAAGCUGGGGACGGACCAGCCCCUGGACCAGGCUACCAUCAGCCUGCAGAUGGGCACCAACAAGGGAGCCAGCCAGGCCGGCAUGACCGCACCAGGGACUAAGCGGCAGAUCUUCGAGCCGGGGCUGGGCAUGGAGCACUGUGACACGCUCAACGUCAGCCUGCAGAUGGGCAGCAACAAGGGGGCAUCACAGCGAGGCAUGACGGUGUACGGGCUGCCACGCCAGGUGUACGACCCCAAGUACUGCCUGACACCUGAGUACCCAGAGCUGGGCGAGCCUGCCCACAACCACCACCUGCACAACUACUACAACUCCGCCUAGGGGGCCGUGGGCCUCCCCACCUUCCCCCAGGGAGCACCCUCUCCCUGCAUGGCGUCCUCCAGCCCCCUGGCACCUGCCUACAGGGCUAGAGUUUGGGGAGUGCAGACUGGGGGGCCUGUGCAGGGAAGGGGGCCCUCUCCCUGUAGUGCUGCAGGGUCCAACUUAGAGCCGGGUGUCCCUGACAGCACCCAAAGGAUGCACUGAGCAAAGCUACUCCAGCCAUCCCCCCAACUCCCUCACAAGUGGGUACCCUCAGGGCCAGAAGCCCCCCAAGCGAAGCCCCCAGAGCCCGGCUCGGCCUGCCCCCACCCCAUUCCCGCAGUGGGCGCAAACUGCAUGCCCAGAGACCCAGCGGACACACGCAGUUUGGUUUGCAGCGACUGGCGUACGUGGAUGUGACAGCGGCGUUUGUGACGCGAGCACUUUCUUUUUCUACUUCACUGGAGCACAAUAAAUAGCUGUAAAAUCAC
Galeopterus variegatus (Sunda flying lemur) is the source of this 1415-nucleotide messenger RNA. It is a transcript of the gene CNN1, whose product is annotated as calponin 1, basic, smooth muscle. Bases 52 to 945 code for a protein of 297 amino acids. Gene Ontology annotation, molecular function: actin binding. NCBI's taxonomy places the organism in Eukaryota, Metazoa, Chordata, Mammalia, Dermoptera, Cynocephalidae. The transcript is spliced from 7 exons. Gene Ontology annotation, biological process: actomyosin structure organization. The record is from RefSeq and is a predicted model, not a curated record.